Molecule: messenger RNA, 1496 nt
Organism: Medioppia subpectinata
Lineage: Eukaryota; Metazoa; Arthropoda; Arachnida; Sarcoptiformes; Oppiidae
Source: the annotation of a GenBank genome assembly
UUAUUUGCAUAUUUCUAAUACAUUAUUUAAAUUCAGGUCAACAACCAAAUGGAGUCUCCAAACUAAGCGAUUCUGUUGUUCAAAAUGACAAAACUCGUCAAAAAUCAUUACUACUGCCGAUUCAAUCAUCCCAUUCGUCCCAUUCAUCCCAUUCCUCAUUAAAUAGUUUAAAUCAAUUGCGGAUGAAUGAGGAGAAGGCAGUGCCCAAGAAUGUGACCGCACAGGUCGGCCAUCCCGUGUACCUCCACUGCAUUGUCGACGCCUUUGGCGACAAAAUGGUUUCAUGGAUUCGUUUACGUGAUUUCCAUUUACUAACAGUAGGUCUUCUCACUUAUAUAUCGGAUGACCGGUUUGUUAUACGACACGGAACUCUCCAGUCCAACGACUGGGCCCUACAAAUCAAACAUGUCGUUCUCAACGAUGAAGUUCCUGUGGCCGAGAUGGUGGGCCAGCCGGACAUGUUUGUACGCGCCGGUGCCGUCAUUAACCUAACGUGUGUGAUAUCACGUUCGCCAGAAUCGCCAGCAUUUGUCUUCUGGUACCACAACAACCGUAUGAUUAAUUAUGAUUACAACUCCAUUGGAAGGGGAGAGAUAUCGGUGCAGAAAGACUCGUCCAAAAGUGAUGCCGUAAUCUCACGUUUGGUCAUACGGUCAGCCAAACUGCACGACAGCGGCAACUAUACGUGUGCGGCCAGUAAUGCUCAGCCGACGUCCCUAUAUGUGCACGUAUUACAGGGAGAGAAACGCUUAUCGAGUAGAAUACAGAACGACCAGCCAUUCAAUGAACUCAAUGCCAGCGAUACUAACUCUGGCACAUCAUUCACAUCCCUGUGCUCUACAUACCGGUCAACUCAUAUUCUCCUCAUCUUCAUUAUCAUUGCAUUGCAAACACAUUUCAACAAACAUUCAGUCUUUACAUAAAGGGUUAGCACAACAGUCGACAGUACUAUACGGGAAGACAAUUCGCUAACGGCUCUAAUCAAAUGGAUAUCAAAACACACACUACUCUAUACUUAUAUAAUAUAUAUUUUAAGAGUUUAAGAGUUUCAAUCUCUUUAUUGUUUAUAUACCGUAUAGUCGAAUGAAAGUGGGCAAACAUGUACAGAUGAGCCAUGCUCAUUUUGUUGAAUCAUUUAACCAACAGAGAGAGAGAGAGAGAGAGAGAGAGAGAGAGAGAGAUGGGGUUUGAUUUGCGUAUGUAUUGUACUCAUUGUUAAAAAGCUGGGAAACGCAAGUAAGAAGUGAUGGUUUGCCAGCACUUAAUCACUUAAUCCGACACCAAAGACAUCGAAUCUCUUUCAUCUCUUGCAUUGUCAUCAUUGGUAUCAUUCCAUUGAUAAUGCAUUACAACUGAUACUCAAGUGUCAGUUCGACCAUUAAAUUGAACUGACAUUUGCAUUGUCUGUCUUUGCAUUAUAUAAUUGAUUGUAAAAUAAUAUCAAAAUAAGAGUAUUUGCUCUGAAAUAGUGAUUAGGAAGUAUUGAUAACUCGUGU